Dichotomopilus funicola is the source of this 960-nucleotide messenger RNA. RefSeq lists its product as uncharacterized. Bases 1 to 960 code for a protein of 319 amino acids. The transcript has 3 exons. Lineage: Eukaryota; Fungi; Ascomycota; Sordariomycetes; Sordariales; Chaetomiaceae. The record is from RefSeq and is a predicted model, not a curated record.
AUGAAUAAGAAUUGGAAUGAUCGUGCCGACAAGGACCUCUUCUUCACCAUCUUGUCGGUGAAGAACAUUGGCGUCAUCAGCGGGUCCGAAUGGAUUACAAUCGGAAACCACAUGCGGUCGUUGGGCUACGGUUUCACUAACGAAGGAUGCCGCCAACACUUUCAAGGCCUCCGCCGGGCCCAGAACAAAACAGAGCAUGGGGUCAGCAGCGAGACCCCUCGGAGGGUUGACCCUACUUUGAACCCCAUCACCCGACGGCCAGGUCCGGGCCGCGGCCGCCCAAGGAAACACCCCCUUGGCGAUGCUCCUGCCGAAGGACCCUCUGGAAUUACGCUCCCCCCCGGGCCACACCCAAUUGGAGUACCUCCAGGUGUCAUUGCAUCCAACGUUCCUGGAGCGACGCCUCCUGUCCCCGGUGGUGCUCUCGGCGCCGGCAUUCCCCAUGGUGUUGCCAUCCACCCCCAGUUCCCCGGCCUUCAAGGUGUCAACAACGCACAAAUUCCCCCUGAUUCCGAUAUUACUGUCAGCGUUUCCAACGCCCAAAUAUCGUCAAACAUUCCCUCCACUCCCCAAGGCCUUCUCCCCGCCAGCCAACUCGCACAGCAGCAGCAGCAGCAACAGCAACAGCAACAGCAACAGCAUCAUCAACAACAACACGACCAGCAAAUCCAUACGCCAACACCCCAGCAGGUCAGCCAAGAUCUUGUUCAGCCGGUGCAGAUCGUCCCCGCCUCGGUGAACUCGACCGGGCUAGGAGAGGAAGAUGAUGGCGGCGGCGACGAUGAUGAGGACGGGGAUGAGGCUGAAGGCGAGCACAUAGCGAAGCGGCAGAGACUCGGCGAUGAUGCACAAGAGUCGCCCACACUAGAGGAUGAAGCUGUGCUAAAUGCGUUGGCCGGACACAAUAAUGCGGCCUCACCAGGGGAGUACGAGACUGAGUAUACUUAUGGGGACGCAUAG